UAACAAUAACAAUUAAUUUGUUUGAAUAAAAAUUCUGCAUAUUUUCGUUAUUUAUUUGUUCUGAAUGAAAUGUCUUCCAUUUGGUUUGUGGCAGCUCUUGCUAUUGAACUUUGUCUACUCGCUUCGUGCGCAGCCAGAGAUGGUAGGUGGACAAAGUGGUCAGAGUGGAAGGCAUGCAGUGUGUCUUGUGGUCAGGGUCAGAGAAGUCGUUACAGGGAAUGCCGGCCCACCCCAAGCCUCGGAGGAAAGUGGUGUCAAGGCAACUAUCGAGAAUCGAAACAGUGUAACACGGGAGUUCCAUGUUCAGUGCAUGGAGAAUGGGGUCAGUGGACACCCUGGACUGUGUGUUCUGUAAGUUGUGGAGAAGGAAACAGGCACCGGUACAGGGUCUGUGACAGUCCUCACCCCGCAUCAGAAGGCAAUGUUUGCCAAGGAAGUGCUCAAGAGUCUCAGGCAUGUUUUGCUCUCAAAGACUGUCCACGUGAUGGGAAAUGGUCAUCUUGGAGUCAGUGGUCAUCCUGUUCAGUGACUUGUGGUCAAGGAGGUUCCAUCCAUCGCUACAGAUCUUGCAACAACCCCCCACCGUCUGGAAAUGGAAGACCUUGCGACGGGCUCGCGCAUAGUGUCCAGUCUUGCCAAGCUAAAAUAAAGUGUCCAGUGAAUGGACAAUGGUCUGAGUGGACAGAGUGGACUGAAUGUUCUGUGACAUGUGGUGCGGGUGAGCAGAGGCGUUGGAGGGGGUGUGAUGAGCCUCCUCCCCUAUUCGGCGGCAACGACUGCAACAGAACAGAAGCUGGAGAAUUGCAGAUCCGAAGCUGUAAUGGAGAUUUACUGCAUUGCCCGGUGGACGGAAAGUGGUCAGAAUGGGGAGAGUGGGGAGAUUGCAACACUCCGAAUUGCGAAUCUUCCACUCAACCAGCCUAUUCUUUGCGCCAAAGGUCAUGUGACUCACCCCGUCCAGCACAUAAUGGUAGUAUGUGUCAGGGGACAUUCCUUCAAGCUGGUCUCUGCCUACAACCAAUCAAUUGCAGAGUGGAUGGUGGUUGGAGCGAGUGGAGUGGAUGGACGUGUUUGAAAGAGUUGGCAAGAAGGACAAGAGUCUGUAAUAACCCUUUACCUUCGAAUGGAGGAAGACCUUGUAAAGGAUCAAAAAUCGAAUUUUAUUCCAGAGAGGAUGAGCAUUACAGUGAAUUGUGCCCAAAUUUUUCAACAGACGAUGAGGAUUUGAGCGGUUUUUCCGGAUCUGGCAGUGGAAUGCAGGUAGAAAGUGAAGAAGAGGAAAUAAUUGAUCCCAGAAUUCUUUGAAGAAGAAACGAAGAUUCACCUGAGGAGACAGAAUUUAUUUUACCCAAUAAAAGAGAACACCAUCCAA
Molecule: messenger RNA, 1372 nt
Organism: Parasteatoda tepidariorum (common house spider)
Lineage: Eukaryota; Metazoa; Arthropoda; Arachnida; Araneae; Theridiidae
Product: properdin
Source: RefSeq, a predicted model, not a curated record